UAUCAGUAUAGCUUCAGCUGUCGCAUCAAAAACAUCAAACCCCGACUAAUAAAAUGGAUGACAAGGAUUUGCAGAAACACUAUGAGCGCGUUAUGCGCGACUUGCAGAAGGAAAGGCUUUUGACCUUUGAGGAGAUGUUGGAAAUUACCAAGAUCCCACCGGAGAUUCUCAAGAGAACCAUUGCUGUCCUGGCACCUGGUCUUUGCUGUUACCAGAAGCUAAAGGCCGAGCAGGAAGAGGAGGAGGAGGAGAAUUUCGAUGAGCACUGGACUGUGCAGGAUAUGCAGGAUAUAGCGGAUUUCGAGGAGAAGCGGCAGCGGGUUAUGGAUAAAUAUCACAAGAAGGCUAAAAAGGAAGUUAAGAAUAUGAGAAACAAGGAAAAUAUUAUUAAAGAUAAAAGCCAGCAUGAAGAGUUUGAUGAUAAUCCCAAUUUCGAGAGAGACCAAGAGAUUGUCAGCUUCGAGGACCUGGUGAAGCUCACAUUCACCCAUCCCUUUUACCUGGAGAGAUGUCUGUGCCACCUGGCUAUAUUGGCCGAAACUGAAGAAGGAAAACCCGAGGAAAAUUUCAAUGAUGAAGAUGAAAACAUGUAACCAGAAUUUUGGUUUAUGUUUUCUUAUUUGAUAUUAUAUAAUGGAGAUUUUCAAUA
This is a messenger RNA of Drosophila kikkawai, 649 nucleotides long. RefSeq lists its product as uncharacterized. NCBI's taxonomy places the organism in Eukaryota, Metazoa, Arthropoda, Insecta, Diptera, Drosophilidae. The record is from RefSeq and is a predicted model, not a curated record.